AUGAGAUUUCAACAGUUAGCUCUCUUCGGCUUGGUUGCUCUGGCAGCUGCGGUUCCUCUGUCUGCGAAGGACAACCGCGCCGUGCUUGCAUCGGAAGCCUCCCUAUCUCCUAAGAAUAGGCAUAGAGAUAUCUCCGCUCGGGCCACUAUUCCUGGUCUCAGGGGCGACAAAGUCAACUUGAUUGUUCGCGGUGAGACAGCUACAAAUGGUACCAGGCAUGGCAAAGAUGGCGAGGGUGGCAAACAGGGCGGAGAAGAUGAAGACGGCGAAGACAAUGAAGAAGGUAAAGAUGAGGAUGAUGAGGACGGCGAUAACAAGGAGGGUGAUGAGGGUGGUGAGAGUGGUGAUAGUGAGGAAGGUGAGGAGGGUCACAAGGGUCACAAGGGUCCACACGGAGGCCAACACGGUCAGGAAGACCAACACGGUCAGGAAGGACAUGAUAAUAAUGGCCAAGCCGCUAAACGAGGGGGAGGUAAGUGA
Aspergillus caelatus is the source of this 480-nucleotide messenger RNA. RefSeq lists its product as uncharacterized. The record is from RefSeq and is a predicted model, not a curated record. NCBI's taxonomy places the organism in Eukaryota, Fungi, Ascomycota, Eurotiomycetes, Eurotiales, Aspergillaceae. The transcript is spliced from 2 exons. Bases 1 to 480 code for a protein of 159 amino acids.